Messenger RNA from Phytophthora sojae, 489 nucleotides. It is a transcript of the gene Avh1b-20, whose product is annotated as avirulence protein 1b. Bases 1 to 489 code for a protein of 162 amino acids. Lineage: Eukaryota; Oomycota; Peronosporomycetes; Peronosporales; Peronosporaceae. The record is from RefSeq and is a predicted model, not a curated record. The transcript has a single exon.
AUGCGACUCUCCGCCACGCUGCUCGUCGUUGCCGCCGCUGGACUCUUCGCCACUGGACAUGCAGCCUCGGACGUCAGUCAGCCCACGAUCCCGCAGUCGCUCGACGUGGGACAGUUGGAUCCUGGAGCCGAGACCGUCACUCCUAAACGACUUUUGCGCGCUGUCUGUGAUGACAACGAGGAAGAGCGAGGCGCCUGGUCCGCACUGUUGUCGCGUUUCCCCGGUACGGCGAAGAAUCUGGCGAGGGAAGCUGAGAAGCAAACGGCAAAAAUCAAGCUCUAUGCCGAUGACUUUGCGACUUACCGAGCAAAUGGUGAUGUCCCGUAUGAAGUCACAGUGGCAUACAUGGUGAAGGGAUACUCGGAUAGCCGGGCUGUCAACACGUUACGAGACCUACCUGGAAAACCCAUCUCUGUAUCAUUAAUACAGGUCGGGCGCAAGGCCAAGUGUUGUGAGCUAGAAACCUGUCUUAUGCAACAUCUUGCUUAA